AUGACAGUCCCUAAUCAGUGCUAUGUGCCUACAUGUCCUUUACUCUCCGUUGAAGGUGGCGAUCCUCAGGAAGGUUGUGAUUUUGAAGUGACCAGCCUACAGCGACGAUCAUCUGAGUCGAGUCACCACAUAUGGCCCCAACCACAAAUUACUAGUCGCCAAGAAUGCGAUAUUGUAACUACACAACUUGAAACUCUGCAUGUUGUGCCAGAUGACUCGAAUGAUGUGGACGCCACCUGGUCAUACUUACUAGUAUGCUGCGCGGCUAUUCGUGAAACGCUGGUUAGUUUGGACCAGAACAGCCGUCAGUACACUUCUUACAUUGACUUCCUUCCAACCAAAGUGCUCAUGCUCGGACAGGCGUUGCAGAUGGUCAACAUUAUUCCCCCCUCCCUCGUGACUAUUUCGCCAAAAGAAACAACUAAACAACCCCUCGCGGGGCUCGCCGACCUCCCCAAUGAACUCAUCAACAACCUCAUACGAGACCUUCCUGCCGGAACUCUCUGUUGUUUAGCUAUGACAUGCAAGCGACUUCACUACCUCGCUCUACCCAUCAUUUUCUACCGCGCAGGAAUCGAUCCUGCGAGCACAAACUUGAUGCUUCGGGAGCCUUCGGAAUGCUUCCUCCGCGCACUUAGACUUGCGCUCUUCGUCAACCCCACCACCAUCGACUUUUACCCGAAUCGAGAAGUGCACAGGAUGCUCCCGGACUUGUGUACCCUUCGCGUGUUGAUCGCGCGCAUGCCCAAAAUGGAAAGGUUGACGCUGAACUUGAGCUGGUUCGAUACCUGGUUGGAGUCGGCGAAGGGCCCGGAUAAAGUUGAUGCGGACAGGUGGAAGGAGGAGAUAUGUGAGCUUUUGGAUGAGGUGCUACUCACGUCUUGCAGUACCUUGAAAGUCCUUGGAGGCAACCUCAUUCCGAGCCCCUGUAUAUCAAAUCCGCGACGGUUCGAUGAUUCUCCACUUUCUCAACUUCAUUUGCCUGUUAGAACUCCUCUAUUCCAUCCCAAGUUGUCUCCUAAAAUUCGGAGGGUCAAGAGUCCAACUCGCUCCUCUUUGCCAGCCACUGGCGUUCUAUCAUCUAAACACCCCCAAUCUUUACGAAAGCUCCAUCUUCACUGCCAGAUGCUCUUCGAACCCCCCUUCUUAUGCUGGACCCAGCCCACCCUCCAAGCCCAUGCAGCCUCCAUCACAGAUUUCUCCAUCAAAGCCAUCCUCCAUCGAGAGAUCUGGAAAACCAUCUUCGAUAAUCUUUCCCUUCCAAACCUCUCCAAGCUCGAAUACCUUUCGGAUCUCAAACUGCACCCAUGGCCUAUAGGUCUAGAAUUCGCCACGAUUGCAACUUUCCUAGUGCGGCAUCCCUCAAUCAUGGUUCUCAACCUGUACGGCAUUCUCGAGAGGCCGACUAAGCGAGAAUCACCUCUCAAGAAAGCGAUACUCCCCGAACUAGUUGAGAUCAAAGCCCACCCGAUGUUUAUAGCGUGGCUUUUGGGCCCCACGGACGCCUGCCUGAAUUUGAUCAAUGUGACGAUUUCCUCCGAACUCUAUCCCGUAACUCUCUUCGACUACAACCUCUUCGACGACGCCCUGUUCGUCCUCGCUCACCGCUCGAAAAGCAUCGAACUGUGUUUCCAGUUCACCUUGAUGCCAGGCGCUGUACAGUGGAUGGAGGCGCACGUUUCGCAAGGUCGCACCUUGAGCAUCGUCACUCGCAUGCACGUCAAGAACCUCGGCAUUCACUCGAACUAUUGGUUAAUUAUCUUUCGGGACAUGCCAGCUGUGUUUGCGGAGUUUCUAGCGCUCUUCCCGUGCUUGGAUCACGUUGAUUUUGCGGAUGAGCGGGCUUGUCCGGCUGAGGUGGAGAGGGUGAAGGCGACUGUUAUUAAGCAGAUUGCUUUGAAGUGCCCUGGUAUGAAGACGGUAGCGAUUGAUAGUCGGCCGGGCAGUCCUUUUGUACAUUUAACGACUUUGAGGAAUUGA
Messenger RNA from Laccaria bicolor S238N-H82, 1980 nucleotides. RefSeq lists its product as uncharacterized. Gene Ontology annotation, molecular function: protein binding. NCBI's taxonomy places the organism in Eukaryota, Fungi, Basidiomycota, Agaricomycetes, Agaricales, Hydnangiaceae. The transcript is spliced from 2 exons. The coding region runs from base 1 to 1980 and encodes 659 amino acids. The record is from RefSeq and is a predicted model, not a curated record.